AAACCAAAAGUAAACAGCAGCAGCCAGUCCGAUCCGAGUCAUCAUCGGCCAUCAUCAAUUGUCAAUUUCCUGACGACGAAGUUAUUCUGUAACCCUGCCGCUCGUUAUUUUCCAAUUUUGCUUUUCAUUUUCGUAAUUCCGGAUACAAUUCGAGUGAGUUAUUAUUUCAAUGGCUUCAUUACGUAAAAAAUUGGUCAUCGUGGGUGACGGUGCUUGUGGUAAAACGUGUCUUCUCAUUGUGUUCAGCAAAGAUCAAUUUCCCGAAGUUUAUGUACCCACUGUGUUUGAGAAUUAUGUAGCCGAUAUAGAAGUCGACGGAAAACAAGUGGAACUGGCGUUAUGGGAUACCGCUGGGCAAGAAGAUUACGAUCGUUUGCGGCCCUUAUCUUAUCCCGAUACCGAUGUUAUAUUGAUGUGCUUCUCCAUUGACUCGCCCGACUCAUUGGAGAACAUUCCUGAGAAGUGGACUCCUGAAGUCAAACACUUCUGUCCGAAUGUUCCAAUCAUCCUUGUGGGUAACAAGAAAGAUCUUAGAAACGACCCUGUCACCAUUAAAGAAUUGGGGAAAAUGAAGCAAGAGCCGGUGCGGCCAGAAGAAGGUAGAGGCAUGGCAGAAAAAAUAAACGCGUUCGCCUAUUUGGAAUGUUCAGCCAAAAGCAAAGAAGGCGUUCGAGAAGUGUUUGAAACUGCAACCCGAGCAGCGCUCCAGGUCAAAAAGAAGAAGAAAGGCAAGUGCAGGAUUCUAUAAUUUUGUUUUUACACUUAAGGGUCAAUAUAGUCACCUUCGACAGAGUUGUAUCUAUGUCUUCAGUCUACAGCACGAUAGUCUUUUUCAAGGAACUGUACCCACAACACUCGUGUCUAAACUGUUUGCUAAGUGUAUUUUAUAGUAAUUUUUGCAUUUUAUGCCGUUUAAUUCUUCAGAACCUUAGUUUUGUACUAAAUUCUGUAAUUAUAUAAAGCCUACCUUCUCCGUUGUUGAGAAUCGUUUGUAGCUACUGUUAUAAAUUUCUUAGUGGAUUUCAAAAGUCAGAUUGUUGUAUCCUUUGAUCCAAAGAAUGUCCCUCUGAGCCAUUUUUUCAUCUCAAUAAACACCUGUAGGGUUCGAAGGGUUUUGGAUUUGAAAGUGAAGUUUUGACGAACUGAGGAGUGCGUUCAACACCAAUAAAAUUUCCACCUGUUUAUCAAAAAGGAGGAAACUUUGCACAGGUUAUUGUUGCCAUAAAGUUGAUAAAAUGAGAAUUUUGACUUAAUACAUUCACUUGAUGCAUAACAGGUAUGCAAGUCGACGGUGUAAGUUGGCAAUCACAUAACUCGGUUUGCGACGUCGCAGACUUCUUGUCAUACUUUAUUUUUUAAAGGAAAACUACUCAACAGCAAUUCUUUUAAACCGCCGCAAUCUUUUCUUCUCUGUGCAAAGAAAAUUCUGCAUAUUCUUCAAGGAAUGAUGUCCAUUUGUUCACCUUUAAAAAAAUAACAUGUAGGCGGAGAUUCUCAGACACCGCAAACGAGAUAUGUGAUUGCGGACUUACGCCGUCGAAGUGCAUUUUCGCUUUUAAUCCAAGGAAAGAACUCAAUGUAUUUUAAAUUCAUGCCAGAUACCUAAAUCCCAUGUUUUCCAUAAUCUUCUUGUGCUAGGAGAUAAAAUUAGAUUACUCACUCGGAGUGAGGAUUACCUAAAACUCAGUGUUGAAUUGGGAUGCUUGUCAGCGAAGACAAGCUAAGAUAUAUUUAAGGGUGAAAAAAAAUCUAUUUAUAACAACUAUCAACAUUCUACUGGCAAUUAAUGCUGUUUGUAGAGGCAUUAUCAAUGGCGUGACCAAGAAGUAAUGCAUUUUUGUAUCAUGCGCAUCUCACAAUGAUUGCACUUGCUUUACUUACCCAUCCAAUCUGUGAAAAUUUAUCACAUGUUUCGCUACCUCGUCUGAAAGGAAUUCCUAGUAGGUCGAUGAUAUUCCCUAAGAACUUCUGUCUAAAAGAAACACUUUAUUUUUUGGUGAAGAAAACUUCUUUGUCCUCAAAUUUGUGUUUUUCCAACUUCCUCACUAUUAUGGUAAAUUUUAAACUACAUUGUCAGUGAUCCCUCCAAGUGAACAACGAUUAACUGCACUAAACAGGUAUCUUAACCUUUCUAAACUGACAAUGACAUCAAGAAGAGUCAAAACCAAAAUCCCAUGUGACCACUUGGGUGUUGCUCUAUCGAUGAUGAUCUAUGUAAUUUAAUUAGAUGAAAGUUUUUCUCACUGUCACAGCGUAAUUUGUAUUAGAUCCCGAUGAUUUUAUAAAAAAUCUAAUCUUCACUGGAUAAUUGAUAUGCAAUGGGACAUGAAUAAAUGGCUCUGGAGGUUCUCAUGCUUAUUAGGUUUUACACCUCAAUCUUUAACUCCUAGUUUGUUCAUAUUUCUUGUGAUGAAUUUUGGAUUUGAAACUGUCAAGGGUCCAAUUUUUUGAACUGAUCGAACUGGUCCAAUUUACUUUGAAUUGAUUAAGGUCUCAUAGACAUGGCUUGGAAUAAACUUUUACAAAUCGGAGAAAUUCAAAAUGCCUUUUUAAAUUUUUGUUAAUUGCUAUAUAUUUUAUUCUUAUGCCUUAUCUUUUAAUUGUGGACUUUUUUACUCAUUAGCCUGUUACUGUAGGAAUGUAAUGAUGAUCACAUGCUGUAUCCUAAUUUUAGCAGUUUUUAUCUUCUUUAUUUUUGGUUUGUUUUUUGUUUCUAAAGAGAUUUAUCCUUUAUUUUACUUAAUUUAUUAUAAGUUUUUUCCCUCUUCAAUCAACAAACUAAAAAUCAGCUUAGCAUUGUUGGAACAUUUUUCAAGACGUAUCAAUGCUAUUUCGUCUUCAUCUCCCAUUACUUAAUACUUUUUACUCUCAAUAUAUUCUAAUACCUAACUCCUUAAUGCAUUGACUUUGAGCUCAUUGUAGCUUAACUGAUGGAAGGACCAAAGCAUGUACAUUUUGAUGGCAUAAAAUUCUUUUUCAGUCACUAUUCCAUGAAAUUCUGUGUUUUAGCUCUUUCAUAACUUGAUAUUUCCUUACCAACCUAUCUGUAAAAAAGGUACGCUUUAACCCCAAUAGCCUGCAUAGGUAUUUCCUCCAUUUCCAGUUUCUUAAGCCAAUGCCAAUAUCCAGUUAACUAAUAAAUUUUUAUUUAAAUAUAGCAUCAGAGACUCAGGUGGGCUGUUUUCCAUCAUCUAUUUUUCUACUUUGCUUUGACUGCCAAUUACCUACUGAAUCAAUAAUUCUGACUGAUACUGCAUGGUUGAAUUGUACUUUCUUUUAUCUAUCAGCUUAGUCAAUUUCAAAUAAAAAAAAAAAAAAAAUUGUAUCGUUACUGAACUCCCCUCUAAGUAGGUCUGUUCUUAGUAAAACUCCCAAAUGGCGUAUCUCGUUUGCGAUGUUUUAUCUGCUCUCAUUGUAUUCUUUUGAAAGAGAGCAAAUCAACAUCAUUCCUUAAAAUUUUCAAAAAAAUUUCUCGGCACAGAAAAGAAAAAGCAAGAAGGUUUCAGUGAAUUGACAUUGAGUAGUUUUCCCUAAAAGUAAAUUAUCAUAGGAAGUUUGCAAAUUUGCAAACCAUGAUACGUGUUUUGGGAGUCUCAUUGACUAAGUGCCUCCACCCUAAAAAUCACCAAUAGAAGUGAAACUUCAUUCAUAAAUAAUGCCGCGUCAAUAUCUGGAAUUUUUGACCUUGAUCCUACUGGGCAUGUUGGACCAGACUAACUUCCUUCCCCCUUGUGUUUGAUGUAAAUAAUGAACAGCCUCCAAGUCAUACUCAAAAGUUAAAUAACCACUCAUCAAACGCUGCUUGUGUUGUGAAAAAGAUCUUAUUUCUUGUUUUCAUUUUAUUACUGAACUGAGAGCGAUUCAUCUCAUUACCUACUAGAACUACCUCAUGUAUGAUUGCUUGAGCUCUAAGAAGCAACUUAAUAAUAACCUAUUUAUUUUUAUAUGAGUGCUCCACAGGAAUUUACCUACAGGUCCAGUUUUUCAAUUACUCACACCACAUCAGCUCAAAGUAGUCUAAUUCCAGUGUCUCUAUUUCCCUAGCUUGUAACAGAUCUUUGUAUCAAUUUUUUAACUGCAACGCCUUUUUUUAAAUAUCUUUACAACUUUAGCUACGUUCUACAUCCGCAAAUACAGUAAUCUAUGCAAGAUCUUAAAUUAAAGGAAACGUUAGUACAUAAUAGGUACCCCUGCAAAACCUCCACCAAAAAUUCUGUAGGUAUUCGUUUUGUCUAAUUUAUUUGUCAAAGCUCUCGUAUUUUGGUAAAUAUUUUCCCCUUGAACUUGAUUUGUUUGUCUGCAUCUUAAUUUUAAAGAUUAGGCAUAUGUAAGAAAUUGCGGCUCAAAUAAUUGGCAACUUCUUCUGAAAACAAUUUCCCAAGUAAUAUCGGAAAUAUGCCAGCAAGAGCAGAGUGUCACGCAUCAGUGCAAGUUCUCAGUUCCCUUUGCCCAAUCAGUCAUAUUCAAUUUCAUCUAUUUAAUCAAUGAUUCGCCGCACUACUAGUGUGAUAGGUGUUUUUGUAUUCUUUUAUGAAGUAUCAAGCAAGUUUAAGUUUUAAGACUGAAUCUUUAUAACUUCUUCAAGUAACUUUUUCAGAGAUUUUUAUUCCUAUAAAUAUUCGGUGUAAAAUUAUUAGGUAUUGUAAGGAGGUAUUAAAGUCAAUUUUUUUUUGUUGCACAAUUGAUAUCUAUCACCUAUGUAGACAAAUUUUUUAUCUCAAUUCUUUUUCUGCAGGAGCAACAAGAUCCGAGCAGUAUUUUAUUGCCUAAUACUUGGAGUCUUUUUCAUUCAAUUAUUAGACUUUCAUUCUCUUCGUAUUUGUAUUUUUUAAGUAGGUAUAUUGAAGUCAAUUAUACUUGUGUACCAAUUCUGAACUUAAAACUAAAAUUUAAAUGGAAAAUACCUUUACUUUUAAAUUUAGUACUAUUAUUUCAAGGGAAAGUACCUCCAUGUUUGAACUCAACUCUAUGUAAAGGGAAAGUACCUCAUACCUCUGUCUGGCUGAAAUGCAUCUCCAAAAGGUCACACAACUCCUCUUCAGAAGAGAUGGAUCUUCCUUCAUUAAAUAUUACCUAUCUUCUAUAGUUAAUUCCCAAUAACUUUUUUUAGAGACUCUAAUUGAGCUUCUUUAAUAACUUUUAAUGCUUGUAUUUUUGAAAACCUAAUAUAUAAGGUACACAUGGUUAACAAUAAUUUCCCCUGACUUUUUUUAACAAUAUUAACCCACAAAAAACGAUUCCGAACUUGGAUAUUUUGAGCUCUCAUUCAAAUGCGAGAUGCCGGGUCAUCAAAGAUGGCGGCUGCACAGGUAGGUUGGCUUGACAGUCGGACCGAUCUGCGAGACCACCAUCUUAGAUGACUUGGCAUCACGCAUUAAAUGGGAGCUCAAAAUAUGCAAAUUCGAACUCGUUUUUUUGGGGGGGUUAAUAUUGUUCAAAAAAAUCGAUGAAAAUUCCUGUAAACUUUGUGCACUCUGUAGUUUUCAAAAAUCUAAGAAUUAAAAAUGAAUGAACAAGCCCAUCAUCAUUACAGCUUCUUGCGCUUUAUUCCCGAAGCACAAUCAAUGCUGCUAAGAGCACUGAAAGACUUAGCUCUGAUUCAUUGUUCUUUACCUUCAGUCUCCUUUCCUUUUUCUGGAAAAAUAAAUGCAGCUUAGUUGUAGACUUCUUCUAGGGUGUACCACAAGCUACCAAGCUGCCUUGUAUUUUUUAAAACCUAGUAUCAUUUGUGUAAGAAACUUAAUGAAUUAGAAUUUGUAAGGAAAAAACCACAUGAGUAUUUUUAUAAUAGGUACUUAUCCCUCAUUGAGUUUGAGUUAUGUCUGCAACUCCUUGUUACUUACUUAAUACUUUUCAUUGCUCUGCAUGUAUCAAUGGAAGGGACUAUAUAUUGUACAAUGAAUCAACCGGUUCUCAAUAUAGCUGAUCCCUUCGGAUUUUUUUUACCAGCACUCUCUUUUACUCAACCAUAGGAAAUUAAUUCAAAGUGGAAAGCAAAACUGCAGCAGGUAACUGUCCUUUCAGCUCUAAGACUGAAAAGAAUAUCCAUUCAUUUUUCAUUAUUUAGAAAAUACAAUCCUACAUUAAUUUUUAUAAGUAUUUAGUUAUUCCUCUGUAUUAAGAAACCAAAAACGUUUUAGUAAAAACAAGAAAAGAAAAAAUAUGAAGAAAAUAUUUUAUGGAAGAAUGUAUUCAUCCUCAAUUUAUAUGAUGCUUUGUCUUCCUGAACCCAAUUUUAUUUUUCUGCUUAUAUUCAUUUUUUCUUUCUUUUUCAAUUAUUAUCUUUUUGACAACUGUAAUUAUAUUUUUUACUGCUAUGCUAAUUGUAAAUUAUAAGUCAAGUAUGAUCAUUA
Molecule: messenger RNA, 6353 nt
Organism: Bemisia tabaci
Lineage: Eukaryota; Metazoa; Arthropoda; Insecta; Hemiptera; Aleyrodidae
Product: ras-like GTP-binding protein Rho1
Biological process (GO): small GTPase-mediated signal transduction
Molecular function (GO): GTP binding; GTPase activity
Source: RefSeq, a predicted model, not a curated record